GAGGACAUGUCAGAGAUGUUGGCUCAGAGAGAGUUGUUGCAAUGACUCCUUGAAGGUUUCUGUCCUGCACUUUCUCUAUGGGUCUGUAGAGCUGCUGCCUCCACCGGCCUCUGCAGGAGGUGGACCUUAGAUGUAGAAUGACCCAACAAAUGAGUCCUCUGUGCCUUACGAGUUCCAAGUGACGACAACGUUUUCCUGAUCGCAACUGUCUCCAGUAACCAGUGGAGGGGAUGAGGCGGGCGGGGGGCCUUCAGCUGGUUCUGUUUCUGGCCUUGACCUCCAGAGCAGCAGGCCUCAGUAUCCCUCUGGAAGUGGAGCAGCCACCGACCAUAAUAACUCAAACCUCUGGUCCCGUCAUUGGCCUUCCCUUCGACAACUUUAUCACCAUCAGGUGUGAAGCCAAGGCCAACCCCCCACCACAAUACAGAUGGACAAAAGAUGGCGAGGACUUUACUCCUCCAUACAUCCCCACCAACAACACAGGUGGAACUUUUGUGCUUCACUUCAAACAGCUCACCCAGUUCCAGGGUAAAUACAGAUGCUAUGCCUUCAACAAACUGGGAACUGCCAUAACGGAGGAGAUUGAACUGAUGGUUCCCAAUAUCCCUAAGUUUCCAAAGGAGGAAAUUGAUCCGGUUGUUGUUAUGGAGGGAGAGCCAAUCCUCCUGAAGUGCAACCCUCCGCAGGGUAUGGGUCAGCGGCAGAUCUACUGGAUGACUAUUGAUCUCCAGCACAUUGAGCAGGAUGACAGGGUGUCCAUGGACGUCGACGGCAACCUGUACUUCUCUAACGCCUUUCAGAAAGACAGUCGGAAGGAUUACUGCUGCUUUGUCGCCUUCUCCAUAUUUCGCGCCAUUAUCCAGAAGUCCCCGAUGGCUGUCGUGGUCAAGAGCUUGAAACCUGACAACAAAUCUGCUAACGCCAGCAAUGCCAUUGAAGCCCCCCCAGUGAGAAAAGCUGGCCUGCUGCUGCCCUCUGGUGUUCAGACAGAGAAGGUGCUGUUGAAGGGGAGAGAUCUGAAGCUCGAGUGCAUACCAGAGGGAUUUCCCACUCCGACCGUGAAAUGGAUAAAAAUGGGGGAAGACCUACCAGCAAGGACAAAAUUCAAAAACUCUGGAAAGCUGUUGACCAUCUCUGCAGUAGAGGAGAGGGACCAGGGGAAAUACAUGUGUACCGCGGAAAACUCUGGUGGAAAAAUUGUCCACUACUUUGACGUCAUAGUGGAAGAGCCGCCAAAGUGGCUGACAGAGCCUCCUCAGAGCCAGCUGACUGUGAUCGGGGCUGAUGUUCACAUCAAGUGCUCGGUCAGCGGAAAACCACUGCCAGACAUAAGGUGGAGGAGGAACGGAGAAUUGUUCGAAGAUGACCCUGGGAGCAACAGGCGAGUGCUCGACGACACUGUGUUGCUGCAUAACGCCAGACAAGAGGACAGUGCUGUGUACCAGUGUGAGGCCUCCAACACUCAUGGCAGUAUUCUGGCCAACGUUAACAUCAUGGUCACGAAUGUGACUCCUCUGAUAUUGACGAGGGACUACCAGGAGUAUGAAGUAAUACUUGGUGAUCACAUCAUCAUGGACUGCACCGUGUUCAGCUCUCCACCAGCGACCAUCACUUGGGCCAAAGACUAUGAUCCAGAAGCUAUCAAGGGAGGGCGAUUUUUGUUUCUGCAGAACGGAGCGUUGCAAAUCAUCAGAGCAGAAAAAGACGACAGCGGGGAAUAUGUGUGUGCCGCCUCUAAUACGGAGGGGGAGUCGGCCGUCACUGCUCUGCUGGAUGUCAAAGACCCUACGAAAAUAGUAGCUCCGCCUCAGGACGCGGAGAUCAUCAGUGGGAGCACAGCCCAGUUGACGUGCCAGGUAGAAUAUGAUAAAACCCUGCGGAGCACCUUCCACGUGGUGUGGAUAAAGGAUGGGGAGGAGAUCCUGACUUCCUUUGAGGAGAAGUCCAGAUACUUUAUGGACGAUGGCAUGCUGCAGAUCAUCAAUGUGAACCUGAGUGAUCAAGGAAUAUACACAUGCAUCGCUAGAACCAAUCUAGAUGAGGACAAUGCCGCUGCACAUCUCACUGUACUGGACGUUCCUGAUGCUCCAAAGAAUAUCGAGCUUUCUGAACAUAAGGGCCCACGGAACGUCACAUUGUCUUGGAAACCUGGAAGUGAUCACAACAGCUCUGUAACAGAAUUUGUAGUGGAGUACGAGGAGAGCCAAUGGGAGCCCGGCAGGUGGAGGGAGCUACAGAAAGUCCCCGGUAACCAGGCAACAGCCGAGCUGGCACUAAAUGGACACCUCAACUACCAGUUCAGAGUGUAUGCUGUGAACGCGGUCGGACCCGGACCCCCCAGUGAGCCCACUGAGAGAUACAAAACACCCCCUGCUGCUCCUGAUAGGAACCCGGAGAACAUCAAAAUUCAAGGACACCUUCCUCAUCAAAUGGACAUCACCUGGGAGCCGCUGCGGCCGAUCGAACACAACGGCCCGGGCCUGGAGUACAAGGUGAGCUACAGGAAACUGGGGGUGGAGGACACCUGGAAGGAUCACAUGGAGAAGAGACACUCGUUUGUUUUGAGGAACACGAGCACGUUCGUCCCGUACGAGAUCAAAAUUCAGAGCAGGAACAGCCACGGGUGGGCACCUGAACCCAAAGUCCUCACGGGCUACUCUGGAGAAGAUGUUGUCUUUUGGCAUUGUCUGCGGGAAAAUGUUUCAGUUCCAACUGCGGCGCCGCGGGACAUCGCGGUGGAGGUGAUCAACACCACUGUUCUGAGAGUUAGCUGGACCCCGGUUCCAUCUGCCACCGUCAGAGGUCAUCUCGGGGGCUACAAUGUUCACUGGGUGAGGAAGCACAGUCUGCUGAAUCCCAACAAGAUUUUUGAUGACCGCCAGUCGCUGUCCUUCACAGGGAAGAGGAGUCACGUCAUCGUACCGGGUCUCAAACCUUUCACUGAAUACAGACUCAUUGUGAGCGUUUUCAACAAGAAGGGCAAUGGGCCCAACAGUGACCCGGUCACCUUCAACACUCCAGAGGGAGUUCCUGAACAAGUGCCUAUCCUGACCGCCUCGAACGCACAGAAAGACUCCAUUUUGCUGGUUUGGGGACCCCCCCCGGAGGCGAAUGGCAUCCUCACUGGUUAUCUCUUGCAGCACCACCUCAUUAAUGAGACCACACUGGAGGUGGUUGACUCCCAGGAGACGAACAUCACUGGGGCUGACACCACUCAGUGGGAGCUCCACGGCCUGCAGGAGGGCAGCCUCUACCGCUUCCACCUCAGUGCCUGCACUCGAGCAGGUUGCGGACCUCCACUCGCCCAGGAGAGCAACACGGUCACUCCGGAACAUUUGUCCCUGACUCCAGCUGUGGCCCCUAUUCAGAGCACCCACAACUGCUCUCUCUCCUUUCCAACCUCUAUGCCAGGCAAUUCUACUCAUCUUUCCUUAGUUCCGGCCCUGGUGAACGUAAGCUCCUAUGUGAGUGACACCUUUGCCAAAAUCAGCUGGACUGCCAGAGAAGAGCAGCAGGACUCACAGCUUUAUGUGGCUUAUAUGAAUAACCGUGAUGGUAACUGGUGGAUUUCUGAAGCCGUAAACACUUCUCAAAGUUUCCACGUAAUUGAUGGGCUCACACCCGGGACGGUGUACACAGUGCGCCUCAUGGCCAAGGGACUACUUGAUAACGCUAGCAUUUUCGAGGACGUUAUCCAGACUCAAGUCAAAGGUGUGGAAGGUCAGCAGAGAAACUCCUCGACCCAGGGAUGGGUCAUUGGGACCAUGUGUGCUCUGGCACUCCUCACCCUUGUCGCACUCAUGGCUUGCUUUGUGCGGCGAAACAAAGGUGGCAAAUAUGCAGGUACGCCACCGCCGCGCCGGCGACCAGACAUGUUCUCCAUGGAAAAAGUGAAAGAGAAGGAGGACCUCCAUCCUGACGUCGAGUCACAAGCAAUGAAUGAUGACACCUUCUCUGAAUACAGUGACAGCGACGAGAAACCACUGAAGGGCAGUAGCCUGUGUUCCCUGAAUGGCAAUGACACAGUCGGGGACAGCGUCAGCAGAGACAGCCUGGGUGACUACGCCGAGAGUGAAGGGGAAUUCAAUGAGGACGGCUCAUUUAUCGGAGAAUAUUCUGGACGCAGGCACAGAGGUUCAGUGAGCGAGCCCAGCGGAUCCGGCCCAGUCACUGCAUAAAGCAUGGCUGCGGCUCAAACUGUCUACUUCAAAUCCUUUCAAGAGACUUUAUAAAUUCAGCAUCACUGGCAUUAAAUAUAGCUCCGAUAGCCAAAUGGAGGAACAAAGAUAUUUUUUUUUGAAGACUGGGAAGGGAAGAACACACCAGUCAUACACCUCAGUGGGAAAAACCAUGUGAGUCUUUGUACAUACUGUAAGAGAAUGGACUGUAUCGUUUGAAUGUUUAAAUUUCUUUUGGAAUAAUUUUAUUGAUGAUAAUAAAGAGCUUUUUUGUACCUAA
Messenger RNA from Platichthys flesus (European flounder), 4458 nucleotides. Its product is annotated as neural cell adhesion molecule L1-like protein. The transcript is spliced from 31 exons. The record is from RefSeq and is a predicted model, not a curated record. The coding region runs from base 231 to 4178 and encodes 1315 amino acids. Gene Ontology annotation, biological process: cell-cell adhesion. Gene Ontology annotation, molecular function: protein binding. NCBI's taxonomy places the organism in Eukaryota, Metazoa, Chordata, Actinopteri, Pleuronectiformes, Pleuronectidae.